Messenger RNA from Cheilinus undulatus (humphead wrasse), 1968 nucleotides. Its product is annotated as gastrula zinc finger protein XlCGF57.1-like. The coding region runs from base 105 to 1475 and encodes 456 amino acids. Lineage: Eukaryota; Metazoa; Chordata; Actinopteri; Labriformes; Labridae. The record is from RefSeq and is a predicted model, not a curated record. The transcript has 2 exons.
UUAGCUUGUUUGGAUAAUCCAGCGUCCUCUAGGAGGAGAGUAAUCCAUGAAAAGAGUUCAAAGUUGACUUUCCUCUUCCUUCUUGACUCGUGGUUGUUUGUAAAAUGUCAGGUUAUCAGGAUCUUUCAGAUGUCCAGCAGCUGGUGGUGAAAGAAGAAGAGGUUCCCCUUAAGAAGCAUGAGAUGAACUGGAGUCUGAACCAGGAGAAGCCACGAGAACCAGCACACAUCAAAGAGGAACAGGACGAACAAUGGAUCUGUCAGGAGAGAGAGCAGCUUCAUGGAGCAGAGGGGUCUGAUAACGUGUCCACAUUCAUUCUGGUCCCUGUGAAGAGUGAAGAAGAGGAUAAAAAUGAACCUCAGUCCUUGAAACUUCAUGAAAUCCAAAGGGAAGAGAACAGAGACACGGAGCCUUUAAAAACAGAAUCUGAUGGAGAGGACUGUGGAGGAUCAGGAGCAGUUAGUCAAUUACAGCCAGUCAGUCCUGACAAGACUUCAGAUCUUUCUGGAUCUGAGACUGAUGACAGUGCUGAUUGGGAGGAGAGUGAUGAAGCACAAAAAGGUUUAAACUCAAAGCAAAACAAAGACGUAGCAAUAAGCGAUUUGAAAUGUCACAUUGGAGACACAUCAGCUAGCUCCCCUGAUUGUGCUCCAAGCACUGGACAGAAAAAACAAGUUGAGGAACACAAAGGAACUUAUACAGGAGAGAAGUGUUUCAGCUGCUCUUUUUGUAAGAAAACAUUCACGAAGAAAGCAAAAAUGGUCUGUCACAUUAGAAUCCACACAGGAGAAAAACCAUUUAGUUGCUCCUAUUGUGGUAAAGGAUACUCUCUGCCCAGAAACCUGAGGCAUCACAUUCGUGUCCACACAGGAGAAAAACCAUUUAGUUGCUCAGUUUGCGGUAAAAGGUUCAGACAAAAAAAUUAUCUUAAAAACCACUCUGUUGUCCACACGGGAGAAAAACCAUUUAGCUGUUCUCUUUGUGACAAAAGAUUUUCUCUAGUUGAAAAUCUGAAGCAACACUCUCUUAUCCACACAGGAGAGAAACGAUUCAGUUGUUCUGUUUGUGGUAAAAAAUUCACUCAAAGAGCACAUCUUAAAAACCACUCAGUUAUCCACACAGGAGAGAAACCCUUAAGUUGUUCAAUUUGUGAUAAAAGAUUUACCCAUAGUGGAGAUCUAAAAAGACACUCCAUUGUCCACACAGGAGAGAAACCCAUAAGUUGUUCCGUUUGUGGUAAAAGAUUCAUCCAAAAUGGAGAUCUAAAAAGACAUUCCACUGUCCACACAGGAGAGAAACCAUUCAGCUGCUCAGUUUGUGGUAAAAGAUUCAUUCAAAGUGGAGAUGUAAAAAGACACUCUAUUGUACACACAAGAGAGAAAGCAUUUAGUUGCGAUGUUUGUGAAAGAAAAUUUACUAAGGCGAUGCAUCUCAAAAAUCACAAGUGUGUUGGUAAGACCGGUGACAAUGUUUAAACCUUAAGAUACUCAAAUUUAGCCUUUUUAGUGUGCUGGCUAAGUCCAACACAAAAACAACAUGCAUUCUUAAUUAAUAUAUUGUAACACAUAUCUGCAUACCUCUAGUGGUGAAAGAACUGUAAAAAUGCAAAAGUUACCAAAAAUCUACCCCAUUUGUAAAACAGCAAGUGAAAUUGAUUCACAAUCAGUGUUGCUUCUUAACUGGACAGGUUAAAAUUCUGGAAGUGUGAUUGACUUGGAGUUAUAUUGUGAUGAUUAUGUGUUCUCUCUCUCUUUUUUUUUUCUUUUUUUUUUUUUUUGAGUGGUGUAGUUAGAGGUAUAACCAAUGUGAAAACCAGAGAGCUGUCCAUGAGUGAAAAACCAACAAUUGUGAAGCUGGGGGCAGUGAGAACCUAACUGGGUACACGAUUUCAGUGCUGUGCUUAUUAUGUCUGUACAGCACAAGCACACACACUAUAUUGCCAAAAGUAGUCACUUACCCAUCCAAAUA